CUUGGAAGUAGGAGUGUUGGCUGGGAACAAAAUGAGCGGAGACCGGGUGACUUUCGACUUUCGAAAAUUCUUCGAGAGGGAUUUCUUCAUGUUGAAGUUCUUGGGGAUAUACUAUCUUACCGAGAACGCGAAGAUUGGUCAAAUUUUAUACUCUUUCAUAGUGAGUUUGCCUCUCAUGGUUGUCGCCACCAUGGUGCAGAUUAUCAACAUGUUCUGCGUGGAGGCGGAUUUGAGGAAAAUGGCGGCGUCUGGUUACUUGGGAGCGUCGUGUCUAAUGGCCGUGAUAAAAGAAUUGUUCCUAUUCAAAAACAAGAAGUUUUUGUUGAACAUUCAGAACGACAUGAACCGCAGCGAAUUCCAGCCGAAAGACGCAGAAGGGGUGGAAUUGGUGGAGAGAUGCUUGAGUGGGUACAAAAAGACCAGGAAAGUGGUGUUGAUAGUCUGUUCGAUAGCUGUUUCUGGAUGUUUAACUAUGCCUUUUUUGAGCUCUACUCAAUUGUUACCGCUAUCUGCGUGGUAUCCCUUCGAUGUUACCUAUUCUCCAGUGUACGAAUUAAUCUACAUCCAUCAAAGCGUAUCCCUGAUUUAUUUAGCAUACAUGAACAUCUACAUAGACAUAUUAGUGUCAGGAUUCACGACUUUCGUUAGUUUACAAUGCGCUUUGCUUUGCCACAAAAUGGAAUCUCAACGCAACAUUAACUCUGUAAAGGAAUUUGUAAUUCACCAUAAGUGGAUAUUAAAUUUUGUAUUUAACAUCGAAAAACUUAUAACGGAAAUGUAUUUUCUUCAAUUCAGCGCGUGCACGGUCAUAUUUUGCCUGUCCUGGUUUCUUCUGACAAUGAUCGACGUAAAUUCAUUCGAAUUCGUUUAUUUAUUCGCGUACCAGACGGCAAUUGGCUCCUUGUUACUCAUACCGUGCUGGUAUUCUUCGGAAAUGGAACGCCAGAGCCAACUGAUACCUUUCAGCGUUUAUUCGCUACCCUGGAGAACGAACACCCAUCAAUUCAAGAAAGAUGUUUAUUUUUUUCUGCUGGGCGUUCAGAAACCGAUUUUUAUUAACAUAGUGGGACUCUUUCCUCUUUCAGUGGACACAUUUACAAAGAUUCUUCGCAGUUCCUUUUCCUAUUACACGGUCUUGAAUAACAUGAAUUUGAAAAGCCAAGCAAACAACUAAUCCGCUCUAAUUCGAGUAAUUUAAACAGCGCAAAAUGUAGUGUGAAAAAGCACUGUUAAUAAAUAGCAUCAAG
Messenger RNA from Phyllotreta striolata, 1247 nucleotides. NCBI's taxonomy places the organism in Eukaryota, Metazoa, Arthropoda, Insecta, Coleoptera, Chrysomelidae. The record is from the annotation of a GenBank genome assembly.